AUGCCUGCCUCCUUGGACUCUUCCCGGCCCAUCAUGGCCCCUUCGAACCGCAACUCGGUCCGCUUCAGCACCUACAGCAUGGCUCCUUCGCUGUCUCCCACCGUCGGGACAACCGACUCUGCUCACGCCGAGAUCCGCGACAUCGCUACCGGCCUCGACCGCAUGGAGAACAAGGCUCUCUCCUCCCAGCGCGUCACCCUCACCGACGAGAAGACAGACACCAUGAGCAAGCUCGCCCUCGGUGCUAAGCUCGAGCGCGCUCUCGACCGAAGAAUGAGCGGCCAAGACGCUGUCAUGCGACCUCGUGGCCAGAGCCUCAACGAGAAGCUCAGCGAAAAGGAGUAG
Messenger RNA from Fusarium proliferatum ET1, 345 nucleotides. RefSeq lists its product as uncharacterized. The record is from RefSeq and is a predicted model, not a curated record. Lineage: Eukaryota; Fungi; Ascomycota; Sordariomycetes; Hypocreales; Nectriaceae. Bases 1 to 345 code for a protein of 114 amino acids. The transcript is spliced from 2 exons.